This is a messenger RNA of Drosophila nasuta, 3058 nucleotides long. RefSeq names its product angiotensin-converting enzyme Ance-3 (gene Ance-3). The transcript is spliced from 9 exons. Bases 353 to 2878 code for a protein of 841 amino acids. NCBI's taxonomy places the organism in Eukaryota, Metazoa, Arthropoda, Insecta, Diptera, Drosophilidae. The record is from RefSeq and is a predicted model, not a curated record. Gene Ontology annotation, cellular component: plasma membrane. Gene Ontology annotation, biological process: proteolysis. Gene Ontology annotation, molecular function: peptidyl-dipeptidase activity; metallopeptidase activity.
GACGCGUUCCGUGACGUUACGUGGGUGUAUGUGGGCUCCGAAAAGUCCCAAACGGUCUUAAAAGCAAGUGCUCUAACAGUGUUACAAAGAAAAGCCAGCCAGAUAAAUGUUAAUGAAAUUCACUUUCAAUUAUUCUUUAUUUUGAAGUUCAAGUGAAUAUUCUUUUCUUGUGAAGUGAAGUCUUUUAUUCUACAGCUGAUCCGCACUUUCAGCUUGGCAUUAUAUAAUCGCAUUGCAGCGGACUGUAAUUAAAAUUGUUAAUUGCUUGUGAAAGAUUUAAUAAGCGGUGCGAGUCGACCUUGACAGUGCUAAGUAUAUACUAUCUAGAUCUCAAUUGUUGGAUUAGCAAAACAUGUGGAAUGGACUCAUUUUCAUGUGCUCCACAAUGUGGACGCUGGCUCUAGUCUGUGGCAAUCCACAACUCCAACUGCCCACGCCACAGCCGGAGAUCUUCUACAAUGGCUACACGCCCAAUGUGGCAACCACGCCCGCUCAGCUGCGAGCUGAUCGCGAUCGUAGCCAACGCUAUGGACCGCCCUAUGCGGAUGAUGGGGGCGGAGGAGGCAGUAGCAGCAGUAGUGAUGAUGGACUGGACGAUUUUAGGUACGGUCAGACCUAUGACGAACGUAUGCGUUUGGGUUACGCCUAUCCCACGCCCCGUUUGAACUUCAGUGAUCGCGUCAAUGACUCACCGUUUAGUGGCGGGGAUGCCAAUCGAUAUGCGAAUCACAACUAUGGUCCCACAUCGAGCACUGAUCGCAAUUACAACGAUUUCAACAAUCUGAAUAAUAAUAACUAUAGAAUCGAUGGAAGGGUGAAUGAUCAGUACAACUACAACAACAAUCCGAAUGUGGAAUUUGUGAAUGUGAAUCAACGCAAUCGUUUCGAGAAUCCCUAUUUACCCAAUCAGGAUAGAUUCAAUCUGAAUCAGCAGUACGGAGAUCGUCAGCGCUAUCAACAGGAUCGUCGCCAUCAGCAGGAGUUGGAAAAGUUGCGUAAUCUUCUAGUCGAAACGGAUCAAAAAGGCUCCUUGGAGUGCACCGCCAAUGUGGCGGCUCAAUGGAAUUUCGAGACAAAUGUUAACGAUUUUACCCAGUCGGAAGCGCUAAAUGCCCAGCAACGUUAUGUGGAGUAUCAGCGCAUAACAGCUGAACAAUCGAAACAUAUCAACAAAGAUCUCAUAUUCGAUAGACGACUAUAUCGACAACUGAUGCUGCAAUCGGAAGUGGGACCUAAUGCGCUGCCACUAGAUGUUCUCGAUAGAUACAAUCGACUGUUGAAUGAAAUGCUCUUCCUGUAUAAUGGAGCCAGCAUUUGUGCGUAUCAACAGCCUUUCCAGUGCGAUUUGCAUUAUAUACCCAACUUGAAGGACAUUAUGGCCAAGAGCAGAGAUUGGGAUGAACUGCAGCACACCUGGGUGGAGUAUCACCGCAAAGCUGGGCGUGGCAUGCGCGACAACUACGAACAGCUGAUCGAUGUGAUGCAGGAGGUGGCCUAUGUAAACAAUGUUACCAACGGAGGCGAGUACUGGUAUUUGGCCUAUGAAUCGGGUAACUUUCGACAGGAUAUGGAUAUUGUUUGGGAGCAGAUUCGUCCGCUUUAUGAGCUACUUCAUUCGUAUGUGCGUCGCAAGCUGAGGGAUUAUUAUGGUCCUGAUCGGAUUAAUCGCAUUGCUCCGAUUCCCUCGCAUAUAUUGGGCAAUAUGUACGGUCAGUCCUGGUCGAAUGUAUUGGACAUUAUAAUACCCUAUCCGGGUCGAAAGCUGAUUGAUGUGACGCCUCGCAUGGUGGAGCAGGGCUACACACCGCUGCUGAUGUUCCAGCUGGCCGAGGAGUUCUUUACUUCAAUCAAUAUGUCCGCAGUGGGUCCGGAAUUCUAUAGAAAUUCCGUAUUUGAACAGCCACUCGAUAGACGGGUGCUGUGCGAACCUUCUGCCUGGGACUUUUGCAAUCGUCACGAUUUUCGCGUCAAGAUCUGCACAGACAUCAAUCAGCGCAGUCUGAUCAGUGUGCAUCAUGAGAUGGCACAUAUUCAGUACUUCCUGCAGUACCGCCAUUUGCCCAAGAUCUUUCGCAAUGGCGCUAAUCCCGCCUUCCAUCAGGCGGUGGGCGAUGCGAUUGGUCUCUCAGUUUCCACACCGAAGCAUUUGCAGACCUUAGGGCUGCUUCAACGCUCUCUGGAUGAGUCCAGCUACGAUAUUAACUAUUUGUUCACGAUGGCCAUUGACAAGAUUGCAUUUCUUCCCUUUGCCUUAACCUUGGAUAACUGGCGUUACGACAUCUUCAGCGGCAACGUGAACAAGCGAAUUAUGAACUGUCACUAUUGGAACUUACGUGAGAGAUAUGCGGGCAUAAAGCCACCUGUUCUACGUUCCGAGCAGGACUUUGACUUGGGUGCGAAGUAUCAUAUUCCCGCUAAUAUACCUUAUGUUAAAUACUUUUUCUCCACGGUGCUGCAAUUUCAGCUUUAUAGACGCAUGUGCCUUGCCGCCGGUCAAUAUGUGCCCAACGAUCCGAGAAAACCAUUGCACAAAUGCGACAUCUAUCGGCAGCCAGCCGCAGGCAAUAUACUCAAAAACCUUAUGUCGAAGGGCGCUUCACAGCCUUGGCAAGAGGUGUUGGAGGAGACGUUGGGCGAGGGCCGCUUGGACGGAAGUGCACUGAGAGAGUACUUUGCACCCUUGGAGGAAUGGCUGCGCCUGGAAUCGCUGCGAACGAAUGAAUAUGUGGGCUGGAAUUAUGAUGGCGAUUACUGUAAACGUAGCAUCGAAACAGCCGGACUGCAGAUAUUUGGUGGCUACUAUAAUGGAGUGAGCAGAUCGGAGGGCAGUAUUAUAAUGCUGAUUCUCACGAUCGGACUGUGGUUGCUAACAGUCUAAGUACAAUCAGUCUAAGUUUAACAGUCAAACGCACUUAUUUUUGUUGUAAUAUAUUAAUUUCCGCAAAACUUCAAGUUGCACAUAUCGCUGAUUUCUGGCCGUGUUGAACUUGAAUCAAUGCCAAAAACAAUUCUAAAUCCAAUAAAAAAAAAACUAAACACACACAUAAACAAAAAACAA